ACACACAUAUAUAGCAUUCAAAAACCUAUAAAGGAUUCUUAAAAAUUUUCACCACAGGGAGGUAGCUUACAUGGUUAUUUUGUGGAUGCGACACCAUUUACUAUUCCAGUCAAGAAAGAUAAUGGAGAUUCUAAACCAAAAACUAGUUCUCUCGAGGAAACUGACGGAAAGACCGAAUCAAAACCUAAUUCACUUGUUGAGGAGCUUGGUGAAAUGCUAAAAAUAAAGGGGUUCAAUUACCAUGGUGUGGAGGUAUUAUAUAGUGGUGUAUAUGGAACAGAGCUCACAUGUGAGAUCUUUAUUGGGCCUGUUUAUUAUCAGAGACUCCGGCACAUGGUUUCAGACAAAUAUCAGGUCCGAUCGACUGGAACUAUUGGUCAGGUCACCCGACAACCUAUCAAAGGACGAAAGCGUGGUGGUGGUAUUCGUUUUGGAGAAAUGGAACGAGACUCCAUGCUUGCACAUGGGGCGGCAUAUUUGUUGCACGAUAGGCUCCACACGUGUUCUGAUUAUCACAUUGCUGAUGUGUGUACACUAUGCGGAAGCAUCCUCGCAACAACAUCUAUCCAGCAACAAAAGCAGAUACAAAAGCCGAAGAAGUUUGGGGGGCUACCCCCGGCUAGACCACCCAAAAAGGUCAUUUGCCAUGCUUGCCAGUCCAGUAAAGGGAUGGAGACAGUUGCUAUGCCUUAUGUGUUCCGAUAUUUGGCUGCAGAGUUGGUAGCUAUGAAUAUAAAAAUGACCCUUCAGCUAAGCAAUGCUGCUGGAGCCUGACAGUUGUAGCUCAGAAAGUACAGAAUUGUGUUAAAUGGUGCCAUGAUCAAGGCUUUCUUAAAUGGUGUAUCAUUAGUUGUGCCAGAGACAGGUUUCAAUAUGUUGAAGGCGUAGGUGUUAUAAAUGAUGAUGAUGCUGAGAUCUCAAUGGCUUGAUAUAUAUUGAGUGGCCACGAGAGGGGGUGUAUUUAUCUGUAUUCUCAUACCAAGAAGAUGGAAAGCUUUUUUCAUUUUUCCAAUUUUGUGGUGUUGGUAUUUUUCUCCUCUUGUUCAGCUUAAUGCGAGUCUAAUUUAUAGAAGGGAAAGCUUUGUAAUAUAGACUGUUUAUUUUCUUCAAAUAUAAUCUGUGAGAAAAUUCAAAAGUUCUUUUAAUGAAUUCCUUUUGAGCCAA
Quercus lobata is the source of this 1164-nucleotide messenger RNA. RefSeq names its product DNA-directed RNA polymerase I subunit 2-like. The record is from RefSeq and is a predicted model, not a curated record. The transcript has 2 exons. Gene Ontology annotation, biological process: DNA-templated transcription. NCBI's taxonomy places the organism in Eukaryota, Viridiplantae, Streptophyta, Magnoliopsida, Fagales, Fagaceae. Gene Ontology annotation, molecular function: ribonucleoside binding; DNA-directed RNA polymerase activity; DNA binding. Bases 214 to 774 code for a protein of 186 amino acids.